GAAAGGAAGACCGCUUUAUCCCAAGCCCACGUUUCCCUCUCCCGCGGUUGUAACAUCCAAACGCGGCCUUUUCACAACUUCCAAACGAACUUUCUCACGCUUCUCUAGUUCUCUCCUCCUCCGGACCCUCUCUCAAAUCUUGCCACAAAAAAGAUCUCACAUUUCCGCUCGAUAAGAAUCUGUCUGCAUAUCCCACUUCUUAAUUUCCAUUUCUUUUGCCCCAGAUCGUCGCCGAUUUCCUUCCCACGUCGCCGGUUAUCAUGUCGGUGAAAACAGUGAAGGUGAGCAAUGUUUCUGUAAAGGCGACGGAUAAAGACCUAAAUGAGUUCUUUUCUUUCUCUGGUGAUAUUGAAUAUGUUGAGAUGCAAAGUGUUGAUGAGAAAUCUCAAGUGGGAUUUGUUACCUUCAAAGAUGCUCAAGGCGCAGAUACUGCAGUUCUUCUCUCGGGAGCAACUAUAGUUGAUCUUGCUGUCACCAUAGUUCUAGAUCCAGAUUACAAGCUACCACCGGCUGUCUUAUUGGCAAUGCAGGAGAACAAUCCAUCCGCACCUGCUGAGCCCGACUCAGCUCUCCGAAAUGCGGAGGACGUGGUCAGCAGCAUGCUGGCCAAAGGCUUCAUCUUGGGCAAAGACGCUGUCAACAAGGCCAAAUCCUUUGAUGAGAAGCACCAGCUGACGUCAACUGGCCUAGCCAAAGUCGCCUCCUUCGACAAGAAGAUAGGCCUCACUGACAAGCUCAGCGCCACCAGCACUGUGAUGGGCGACAAGGUACGCGAAGUUGACCAGAAGUACCAAGUUUCCGAGAAGACCAAGUCUGCAUUCGCAGUCGCGGAGCAGAAGGUCAGCAGCGCUGGUUCGGCAAUCAUGAAGAACCGGUACGUGUUCACCAGUGCUGCUUGGGUGACGGGGGCAUUUAGUAAAGUGGCCAAGGCGGCGGAAGACGUGGGUCAGAAGGCGAAGGAGAAGGUUGGGAUGGCCGAGGAAGAGCAGAAGAGGAAAGUGGUGGAGGAUUUUGCUUCAGUUCACUUGGCCGAUUCCCCGAAUGUACCAUCAAGCCAUGAUCAUGAUGAUCAACUAGAGCAGGAGUCGCCCUCUCCUGCUGAUCCGAAAUUGCCGCCAAGUGCGGACAUCAAAUCGUCAUCGCCAUCUUCCAAAUCUCCUUCCAAGCCAGCACCUGCUCAAGGGUUGAUCCUUUGAAAAACUCUCAGUCUUCUCUUAUCUUUGAUCCCUGAUUUGCACAAAAUGGAGGGAGUUGGAUCUUUGAUUUCUGAAUGCUACACACCAACUACAAGGAACACUUAACUUUUUAUAUAUGUUUUCUCAUAAUCAUAUCAUUAGCCUCAUCUUUUUCUUGUUCUUCCAUGUGUAUAUGCAAUGGACGAAAGAUGGAUUUUUCAGUAUAGAUAUCAUAUGAACUAUUUA
Linum tenue is the source of this 1421-nucleotide messenger RNA. The record is from the annotation of a GenBank genome assembly. NCBI's taxonomy places the organism in Eukaryota, Viridiplantae, Streptophyta, Magnoliopsida, Malpighiales, Linaceae.